This is a messenger RNA of Gongylonema pulchrum, 335 nucleotides long. Lineage: Eukaryota; Metazoa; Nematoda; Chromadorea; Rhabditida; Gongylonematidae. The record is from the annotation of a GenBank genome assembly.
AUGGCUGCACUGCGAAGCAAGGAUCCCACCACAAAGGUGGGCGCAGUGAUCGUUAAUGAAAAUAAAGUUAUCGUUGGCUCCGGCUAUAAUGGCAUGCCGACAGGUUGCUCCGAUGACGAGCUACCGUGGGGGAAAGAUUCCGAGAAUUUCUUGGAGAACAAGUAUGCAUAUGUAUGCCAUGCUGAAAUGAAUGCGAUACUUAAUAAAAUUAGUGGUUCGAUUAGAGGGGCAACUAUUUAUACAGUGCUAUUCCCAUGCAAUGAAUGCGCCAAAUUAAUCAUACAGGUGAUCUUUUUGUCAGAAAUAAUCAAUUACAUUAAAAAGGAGUCAUGAAG